Vidua chalybeata is the source of this 1843-nucleotide messenger RNA. Its product is annotated as transmembrane protein 107-like. Gene Ontology annotation, cellular component: MKS complex. Lineage: Eukaryota; Metazoa; Chordata; Aves; Passeriformes; Viduidae. The transcript has 3 exons. The record is from RefSeq and is a predicted model, not a curated record. Gene Ontology annotation, biological process: non-motile cilium assembly; protein localization to ciliary transition zone. Bases 462 to 887 code for a protein of 141 amino acids.
GCCCGUCGCUGUCGCCGCCGCCGCUUCAAAUUUCGCCCGCGCGCUCCCAUUGGCCGCCGCCCGCGCGCGCCGCGCUCCCAUUGGUCGGCGCCUCCGGAAUCCACGCCCCCCGCCGCGACGCGCGCCGCGCUCCCAUUGGCGGCCGCCUCACGAAUCCCCGCCUCCCCAGCGCGCGCUGCGCGUCCAUUGGCCGCUGCCUCACGAAGCCCCGCCCCGCUUGCACGCGCCCUCACCCACCCCCCCGGCCGUUCCGCCCACCCCGCUGCUGAUUGGUCGCUGCGGGAGAUUGGGAAAGGGGGGGGAAAGCGGAGAACGGCCAAUCAGCGCGUGGAACGCGCGGUCACGUGCGGGGGGGCGGGCGGCGGCCAUGUUGCGCGCGGCCGUUCUGCCCGGCAACAGGGGCGGGGCCGUGAGGGCCGGCGGCCAAUCAGAGACCGGGGCGGGGGACGCUGGGGACCAGUAUGGACCAGUACAAACCAGUACGGACCAGUACGGACCAGCACAAACCAGUGCGGGGCGCUGUAGUUCAGCACAGACCAGUACAAACCAGUACAAACCAGUACAAACCAGUACAGGCCUCUAUGGCCCGGCCCAACCCAGGCUCCGGGAGGGGGCGUGGCCAUUUUCCCCCCGGGGGGCGUGGCCUGCGCGAAGGGCGCGGUCGGCGCGUGGCGGUGGGCGUGGCCUCGGCUCCCCCCCCCCGCGGUGGGCGUGGCCUCGGCCGUUGCCGCGAUGACGUCGCGGCCGCUGCUGCCCGGGCGGUUCCUGGCGAUGGCGGCGCACCUGGGAAUGCUAAUGAGGAUGGGCGGGGACCCCCCCAAGCUGCCCUCGGGGGAUCCGGAGCCCGGGUGAGUGAAACCAGUACAAACCAGUAUAAACCAGUAUAAACCAGUACAGAACCAGUACAGACCAGUACAGACCAGUACAGACCAGUACAGACCAGUACAGACCAGUACAGACCAGUACAAACCAAACCAGUACAGACCAGUACAGACCAGUACAGACCAGUACAGACCAGUACGGACCAGUACAGACCAGUACAAACCAGUACAGACCAGUACAGCCCAGUGCUCCCAGUUUGACCCCAGUGCUCCCAGUAUGGCACCAGUAUGGCACCAGUACAGCCCAGUGCCCUCCCCAGUGCUCCCAGUUUGGCACCAGUACAGAACCAGUACAGCCCAGUGCUCCCAGUAUGGCACCAGUACAGCCCAGUUUGGCCCCAGUUUGGCCCCAGUACAGCCCAGUGCCCUCCCAGUGCUCCCAGUUUGGCACCAGUACAGCCCAGUGCUCCCAGUUUGACCCCAGUGCUCCCAGUUUGGCACCAGUACAGCCCAGUGCUCCCAGUUUGACCCCAGUGCUCCCAGUUUGGCCCCAGUACAGCCCAGGGUCCCACCAGUACAGAACCAGUGCUCCCAGUUUGGCCCCAGUUUGGCCCCAGUACAGCCCAGUGCCCUCCCAGUGCUCCCAGUUUGGCACCAGUAUGGCCCCAGUAUAGGACCAGUACAGCCCAGUGCCCUCCCAGUGCUCCCAGUAUGGCCCCAGUGCUCCCAGUAUGGCACCAGUACAGAACCAGUGCCCUCCCAGUGCUCCCAGUUUGGCCCCAGUUUGGCCCCAGUACAGCCCAGUGCCCUCCCAGUGCUCCCAGUUUGGCCCCAGUACCCUCCCAGUAUCCCCCAGUACCUUCCCAGUGCUCCCACCAGGGGCCCUGGGGGGAUUUUGGGGUUUUUUGGGGGGGAUUUUGGGUGGGAUUUGGGUUUUUUUGGGGGGGAUUUUGGGGGGAUUUAGAGUUUUUUGGGGGGAUUUUUGGAUUUUUUGGAUUUUUUUGGGUUUUCCUGACCCCCCC